This is a messenger RNA of Salarias fasciatus (jewelled blenny), 5787 nucleotides long. Its product is annotated as kelch-like protein 6. The record is from RefSeq and is a predicted model, not a curated record. NCBI's taxonomy places the organism in Eukaryota, Metazoa, Chordata, Actinopteri, Blenniiformes, Blenniidae. The transcript is spliced from 7 exons. Gene Ontology annotation, molecular function: protein binding. Bases 222 to 2042 code for a protein of 606 amino acids.
AUGAGCGUUGCUACAUGUUCAUGUUUCUCGCUGAACAGAAAUAGGAAGUAUGCAGAGGAGCAAACAAAAAAAAACACAAAUCCACAACUCUGGGCAACAGAGCUUUUCUCUGUGUAAGCCACCAGGGUCCAUUUUUUGAAUUUUUCUCCAGGCGGAGGUGAUUUUCGGGUAGCCUCAUGCCGUUCCCCAGCAGGAAGGGGCUUUCUGAAGAAGUGUGAAAGAUGAGUGACUCUCUGGAGCGGACCACAGACUGUCCUCCCUUGCCACCUCCUGGAGAUGAAUGCAGCCUGGAUGAGAGCGGAGGGAACGCAGCGGGUAGAAGCGAGCUACACUGGGAGGAUGGAGGUCUCCCGCUGGAGCUGCAGAGGGGGAUGGAGACCCUGCGAGUCAACAGAGAGCUGACCGAUGUCGUUCUGUGUGUUCAGGACCAUGACUUCCCAUGCCACAGAGCCACUCUCGCCGCUGCCAGUCAAUAUUUCAGAGCAAUGUUUCUCAGUGGCCUGAAGGAGAGUCGUGAGGAGCGUGUGGAAAUCAAAGAGAUGGACAGCAGCACAAUGCGCUCUCUUCUGGAGUAUACUUACACCAGCCGAGCCCUGCUCACACACUCCAAUGUCCAGAAAAUACUGGAGGCCGCCAGUCAGUUUCAGUUUAUGCGUGUGGUGGAUGCGUGCGCCGAAUUCCUCAGUAAGUCCAUGAAUCUGGAGAACUGCAUCGGGAUCCUCAACCUGGCCGACGCCCACGCCCUGCCGGGCCUGCGGGCCAGAGUCCAGGACUUCAUCGCCACUCAGUUCUCCCAGGUGGUUGGGCAGCAGGACUUCCUGGAGCUGUCGGCGGCGUCCCUGGAGAGCGUCCUGCAGAGGGACGACCUGGACGUGAAGCGUGAGGAGAGCGUUUUCGAAGCGCUGAUGUGCUGGGUGAGGGCCCGGCGGGACGAGCGCCGCACGGCGCUGGCCAGGCUGCUCUCUCACGUGCGGCUGCCGCUGCUGGAGCCGGCGUACUUUGUGGAAAAGGUGGAGUCGGACGAGCUGAUCCGCCACUGCAGCGACGUGUUUCCUCUGCUGCAAGAGGCCCGCGUCUAUCACCUGUCUGGCAGGGAGGUGGUGUCGGAACGAACCAAGCCGCGCAUGCAGCACUUUUUGUCAGAGGUGUUUCUGAUCAUCGGAGGCUGCACUAAAGACGAGCGCUUCAUUUCCACCGUGACCUGUUUGGACCCUCUCCGACGCAGCAGGCUGGAGGUCGCCAAGCUCCCGAUGACGGAGGCGGAGGACGAGACUCAGAACAAGAAAUGGGUGGAGUUUGCCUGCAUCACCUUUCAUAAUGAAGUAUACAUAUCUGGAGGUAAAGAGACCCAGCAUGAUGUGUGGAAAUACAACAGCGCCCUGGACAAGUGGAUCCAAAUCGACCUUCUCUCCACGGGGCGCUGGAGACACAAGAUGGCAGUGCAUGGCGGGAAGGUGUACGUGCUGGGGGGCUUCGAUGGAGUGCAGAGACUAGCCAGUGUGGAGGCCUACGAUCCGUUUCACAACCGCUGGACGCAAGUGACCCCUCUCGCGGACGGCGUGAGCUCCUUUGCUGCUGCAAGCUUCGACAGAUGGAUCUAUGUGAUUGGUGGUGGGCCCGAUGGAAAACUGGCCACCGAUAAGGUCCAACGCUGGGAACCAGGAACAGACUGCUGGGAGCUGCGGGCGCCCAUCCCCACCGAGACCAAAUGCACGAACGCUGUUACAUUCAAAGACUGCAUCUAUGUAGUCGGUGGAGCCAUGCACGCCAUGUACUGCUACUCCCCGCUGUCUGACUCCUGGUGUCUGGUGACCCGCCUGGGGGAGAGGGCGAGCUGCGCCAUCGCUGCCUGCAACAACAAACUUUUCAUCACCGGAGGAAGGGACAACAAGAACCAGGUCAUCUCCACGGUGAUGUGCUGGGACGUCGCCCGGCAGGUGCUGACGGAGGAGUGUGUUUUACCAAUGGGAGUGUCGCACCACGGCAGCGUCACGCUCAUGAAGUCCUACACACACAUACACAGAGUGACGCCUGCGCCGUGACAGUGACAAUGUGACACACGGGAGAAAACCAAAAGACUGCACUGUUGCUGAGGAUGGAAGUGAAGAACUGCGUAAGAGACGUUUGGAAAAAAUAAAUAUAAUUUGCUGUCAUGUUUUUUUUUUCCUUUUUGAGGUGUAUCAUAAAAAUGAGGAUCCAUUUUUGUCCAUUUUAUCUUGAAGAUAUCUGGAAUACAACUACUUACAUGGAAGCAGGAUUGUCAGACUCAAUCACUGCAAUCACCAGAAGGCCCGACGCAUCAGAGAUGUUUUUUCCUCUGACUAACCACUGAAGCUGUUUUUAUGCAAAACAGUAUCAACUGCUUACUCACCAUUCAGUGUGAGAACACAGGGAAGUUAUAACAGCAAUACCGGGGUGUGUCGGUGAUAUUAAUAUGAUAAGACUACACACAGUGUAGAUGGAAACCUUUCAGAGCAUUGUUCAUCUUCUCCAUCCCAGUAGCUGCUUUUAAGGUGUUGGAGCAGAUCCCAGUGUACGGUGGGGGACAAGACAAACUGGAUAUGUCACUGGUCUGUCACACACACACAAAACACACUCAGUUCAUCCUGCUGAUAAUUUAGACCAAUUUUUUUGUAUCUGUAUGAGAAAGUCACAUUACCCUAAGGAAGAAUAUGCAAACCACAAACAGAAAUACUCUAACAUCCUGGAAUUAAAUCAUUGAUUUUCUCACAGAGAUCUGAAAGCAGUGAGUCCAUAUUGACAGUUGAGUACCUUUGUAAACACUGCCAUCAAGUGGCAAAACUCAGAGCACUGUUUUUAUUUGAACAAAUUGUCUUACAUAUCUGAAGCAAACAAAUACUACAGUUUAAAGUUUGUGUUUUAUCGUCAGGAUAACCUGGACAUGUCACCAGUCCUAAGAUUCACUUCAAAAUAAAAAGUUGGUACAAGAAUAAACAAAAAGAAGAGUACUGCAAAUAUAAAAAACUUUUGUAAAAGAUAAAUACAAAUUCCACAUGGGUAUUUGGAAGUCGUGAUCUUCUAACUUUGAAGGCGACAGCAGAAACCACUACUAAACUGAAAUGAUGCAAAAAGCAGCCAGGUUAACAGGUUUGGGAUAAAAUCACUUCUGACUCAUAACAGCUCUCAGACUGAAUGAGUGUCUGUCUGCCUCCCAGCAGCAGCAGGGGGAGGGACGAAACACACAGAGCAGAAGAGGAACAUGUGGAGGCGACCUGCUGGACAGAGUUUGGAGUUUGUUCCACAAGUGAGCAAAUAUUUUGUUAAAAAAGAGCACAAAAUUACCGUGAAUCGACUAUUUGAGGCGGACUGGUCUGUAGAAGCCCAUAACGUAAUAAUGACCACGAUCCAUAACGUAAUAAAUUUGUUCUUUUUAAAAUGUAAUAGGCCCGUAACGUAAUAACUGACCAAUAACAUAAUAAAAGUCCUGAACCUAUAAUGUAAUAACUUUUGACCUAUAAUGCAAUAACUUAUUACGUUAUUGGCUUAUUAUUACAUUAUGGGCCUGAUGCAAAAAAAAAAAAAAACAAAAACCCUUUGAAAAUGUAAUAACUGAGCCGAUAAUGUAAUAACCAGCCAAGAGUGUAAUAUAUUUGCCCUUUUCGACAAAAUCAAGGACAUCUUUUGGAAGAAGUAAGGACCACUAUUAGUUGGUGUGUGUUUCUGUCAUUCAAGUUUUUAUUAACGUUUUCAAUUUUUCAAUAAACAAACCCAAGAAAAAAAAUUAAAAGAAAAGAAAAAAAAAAGAAAAAAAUAUUAAAUGUCACAGUCAAGACAAUUUAAUUACAGCAGAGUCUUGUUUUAUAAGGAAAUUACAUGAAAGAAGUCCAUAUUUUGUUGGCUUUGUCCUGGAUGUUACGCACUGUAGAAAUGAAUGUCUCAUCGGAAGCAGUCUCAGUCAUCAGUUUUAUCCAGUCCUCAGUUUUUGGUCUAUGAGGGCUCUUCCACAGCCGAAGAAUUAAUCUGAGUACCACUACAAAUGAAGCCACCACAAAACCAAACAUUUCCUUCAUAAAUGCAGGUGGCAUGAUAGUCGUAUCUCCCAGCAAGCUGCUGGGAUUGGUAAGCCAGUCCAUUUUUCCAAGUUUUUGAUAACCUCUAACCAAAAUGGAAAAACCAUAGGACAUUCCCAAAAAGAGUGAAGUUAUGUUCCAGAAUCUGUUCCACAUUUCCAACAUGUAUCGCUCUGGACCAGUCCCAUUUUAAAUAGCUUUGACGGUGUAAAAUAAUAGUGAUGAAUAGUUUUAUAAUGAAUAGAUUUGCUAACAUCUCUAGUUGCCCAGCCAAAAUUUGAAAUUAUGUUGCUCCACACCUCUUCAGAAAUUUCAAUAUGGAAAUCUUUUUACCAAGUAAUUCUUAGAUCAUCACAUAUUGUGCCUUUAUUACUCAACACAUUUUUAUAAAACAUUGAUGCCCACUGCAAAUUACCUGGCUUAUUCAACCACUACUGCAAUAUAUUGUCUGUCUGUAACCGAUUUAAACUAAAAGCCGAGCCCACACUACUUCUCACCUGCAAGUACUUCCAAAAGUCUCCCUUGUCAGCUAAAUUAAAUGUUUCUUUUAACAGACUAAAUGACUUAAAGUUAUUAUCUCUAUACAGAUGACCGAUUUUAUGCACCUCUGGUUCAAGCCAUUUACGCCACAAAAAAGGAGACAAUGCGCACUAAAGCAUUAUUCCAGACAGAAGAGUAAAUUUGUUUACAUGGAGAGAUUUCUAACAUUUUAUGGGCUUUUGUCCAACCCCAUUGCACUCUAAACUCUAACAAGUUGGCAUUACUUAAAAAAAUUGUGGAAACCGAUUGCCUCAAAAAAAUUAAGUAAAUAUAACUAAUAGUCUUAGAUUACAUUUACUUUAUAUUCACUUGUUCUGUGUACUCAGAACCUUGUUGUAUGUACUUAAUUCUAUUAAAUUAUUGUAACUUGAAUUAAGAAAGUUAUCUUAACUUAUAAAUAUCAAGUAAAAUCAACUCAGCUACACCAAGUUAUUCUGACUUACAUGAACAGUACUAUUUACUUAGUAGAAUCUAGGAAACCGAUUGCCUUAAAUAAAUCAAGUAAGCCCAACAAAGGAUAGUUAGUACACAAGGAACGAUACUUUAUUUUUUUUACCAAAGCAAAUAAAAGCCAUUGUAUAUUAUGGUAAAAACACUGUUUUACAGGAUUCAACAAUUACAGCAUGUCAAAACAAAUACCCAGGAACCUGAGUGAAGUCUUCCAUGGCAUCACAGUCCUGUGGCCAAUCAGAAAAGUAAGAACAAAUUUACACAGAAAUCCUGGCUUCCAAUUGCACAUAUAGUAUAAGCAUAAACUUUUACAAUACUUACGAAACAGACAGCGUAGAAGUCACUUCCAUCAUCCUUGAGGAAAAUUGGGAGGCAUCGGAACACGGCUGUCCUCAUGGCAAUGGCAUCAGUGAUCUGCCAAUAGGUAACAAAGUUUUAAAAAAGCAGAAUGUUUCUUUGACUGUGCGUGAGUGUCUCUGUAGAUUAAUGGGUUACGAAAUUAAAAAGAGGGCCUACAUUAGUGUGUGUGUAUAACAGAAAAUAAAAUCAAAAUAGCAAUAAAUAAUAUACACAGAGCAGCAAAAAAUACAAGGGGCAUAGGAAUACAAAAAGUACAAAUGUACAGAUGUACAGUAGAGAGCCCAGUGUGAGUGAGACAGUCAGCAAGUGAGUGAGUGACUGAAUGAGUGAGUGAGUUAAAAUGAGGGCCUAUGGUGGUGUGUGUGAGCAUGUGUUCAACUAAUCAAAAAAAAAAAAAAAAAAAAAA